GCAGACACAAGAUUAUACAGGACAAAGCAUGCAGAGCAAUGCAGCAGCCACCUCGGCAGGAGCUGAUGCGUGUUCACCGUCCACACGUUGUCGCUACAAGACCGGUCGGUGUCCAAAUCCCCGGGCAGUCAAAGCGAACGGAACAUUGCUGCUGCUCUGCGAAUACCAUCGCAACCAACAGAAUCGCACCAAGAAGCGAAGUGAUAUGAAGUGUCGUCAUGAUCGCGCCAAGAAGCGCCAGGCUCAACGGGAGAAGCUUCUGAAGAAACAACUCCCGAUUCCCAUUAACCAAGUGCGCAGCGCGCUGUGCUGGUCUCCGCUCGCUUCGAUCAUCGCACCCUCAGCCGAUGACUAUGCUAUGGCGUUCGGAAGCCCAUCAACUGUGCGUGACCAGGAGAAAACGCUGGAGUCAACUAGCCCCACGGCGGUCGAUCUUGAUGUUGCGUCGAUGAACUGGGGGCCGCACUGCAUGUCCCCGAUCUCGACGCCACCAAUGUGCGAGCAGGACGAGGACGAGGAGGACGAAGACGAGGAGGAGGACGGUCUCGCCCCAGAAGAAAUUUGGCUGCUCGAGUACUUUAUCCUUUGACGAGAGGAGGCGUCAGUAUACAUGUUCCCUAAAAUCCCUCCAGACGAGGAAGCAAAAAACUCGGUACCAUCGCAGUAAAGUUGGAAAAAAAUCGGCGGCACCUAAUAAACGUCCAGU
Messenger RNA from Phytophthora infestans T30-4, 706 nucleotides. RefSeq lists its product as hypothetical. The record is from RefSeq and is a predicted model, not a curated record. The coding region runs from base 29 to 589 and encodes 186 amino acids. Lineage: Eukaryota; Oomycota; Peronosporomycetes; Peronosporales; Peronosporaceae. The transcript has a single exon.